AUGGCAAGGUUUAUCGAUGUCGAGAGGGACGAGGAGCUCAGAGAAAUACAGAGGCAGUAUUCAAGCUUUAUAGACGAUAGGACUGGAAAGGGAACAUAUUAUCGGAAGAUACAGGAUAUGAUUGCCGAUAAUCGUCGACGUUUGCUUGUGAAUAUUAAUGAUCUGCGGUUGAAUUUUCCUGAGCGAGCUCAACGACUUUUAAGGAAUGGUUUCGAAGAACUUAUUUGCCUGGAAAAUGCGUUUAGGGAUGUUGCUGCUUCGGUCGAUCCGGAAUACGUUAAGGAACAGGACCAGUUACUGGUUGGAAUUGAAGGAAGCUUUGGCGUACGCCACGUCAACCCAAGAACAUUGAAGUCGUAUUAUCUUGGAAACCUGGUGUGCUGUGAGGGGAUCGUGACUAAAUGUUCGCUUGUGCGCCCGAAAGUAAUUAGAAGCGUUCAUUACUGUCCGCAGACUGCGAAAAUAAUCGAGAAGAAAUAUUCCGACUUUACGUCCUACGAUGCAUAUCUGACUAACGCUGUUUAUCCUACCGAAGACGAAAAUAACAAUCCGUUGGAAACGGAAUAUGGCCUCUGCAGAUACAAAGACCACCAGGUCUUUACGCUACAGGAGCUGCCGGAAACGGCACCAGCUGGACAGUUACCGCGUUUUGUCGACAUCAUAGCUGACGACGACUUAGCGGAUUGGACAAUUCUGAUAGCGAAUAACGUGCAGCUCUUGGCGAAGGAGGCUAUCCCAGUGUUUCGAUCAACCGAUAUUCAGCGCAUCCGUGAGUUUCUUCACAUGAAAGGCCAUGUUAUCGACAUAUUAGCCAGGUCGCUAGCUCCUUCCAUUUAUGGCCAUGAAGAAGUAAAGAAAGCUAUUCUUUGCAUGUUGCUUGGGGGCGUUGAGAAAGUGCUUCCUAAUGGUACCAGACUACGAGGAGACAUCAAUAUAUUAUUGAUAGGCGAUCCAUCAGUUGCCAAGUCGCAGCUUCUGAGGUACGUGCUAAACACGGCUCCCAGGGCUGUUUGCACUACGGGAAGAGGAUCAAGCGGAGUCGGUUUAACUGCAGCAGUAACCACUGACUCCCAGACAGGUGAAAAACGCUUAGAGGCCGGGGCGAUGGUUUUGGCCGAUCGUGGAGUCGUAUGUAUCGAUGAAUUCGACAAGAUGACAGAUGUCGAUCGUACGACUAUUCACGAAGUGAUGGAGCAGGGAAGAGUGACAAUUUCAAAGGCUGGAAUACAGGCUAGGUUGAACGCACGUUGCGCAGUUCUUGCCGCCGCCAAUCCAGUAUAUGGCCGGUACGACGAGGCGAAAUCGCCCAUGGAGAACAUUGGAAUGCAAGAUUCUUUGCUUAGUCGUUUCGAUCUUUUGUUUGUCCUUUUGGACGAGCACGGAGUCCAGCGAGACAACGCUGUUGCGGAAUACGUGGUAAAAAUUCACCGCUUUCGCGCCAUUGGCGAAGAGGACGGGGCCGUGUUUGAGAGCGGGAACGACAUUCAGUCGCUGACGACAUUGAACAUUCAGCAGGAGGAAGACGACAGUGAUGAGGAUGAGGAAAUUUUCGAGCGCAAUGCUGCGUGGUUGCCAUCAGUGGACGACGGGAUGAAAUGCGUGACGAUAAGUUUUAUGCGUAAAUAUAUUCAAAUUGCGCGGCAGGUAAAGCCGAUGUUCACUGAUCAAGCUGGCGCAUACGUCGCUCAGAGGUACGCUGAACUUCGCGCGUUCGAUGACAAGCAGUCAGACAAAGAAAAGACGCAACCAGUGACAGCGCGUAUGCUUGAAACAAUGAUUCGUCUGUCUACCGCGUUCGCCAAAGCUCGUUUGGGGAAAACAGUGACUGUGAAAGAUGCAGAGCAAGCUUUUAAACUGCUUAGCUUUGCCUGUUACAAGAAGAUAUUUAUAUUGUGUACGAAGCUGGCAGUCGCUGGUUAA
This is a messenger RNA of Soboliphyme baturini, 1920 nucleotides long. The record is from the annotation of a GenBank genome assembly. Lineage: Eukaryota; Metazoa; Nematoda; Enoplea; Dioctophymatida; Soboliphymatidae.